CAAGUUACCUGGGACUGAAAAUAUUUUUAGUAAUGUGAAACUUGGCGGGUUUAUAAAAGUAUUCGUAUUUUUUAUACAAAAAAAGAAAACAUGGCUGUGGUGAACAUAUUAAUAGUUUUAGCUUUUUGUUGGUUGGUCGCAGUCGCAGCUAGCCCUGAAGAGGACAACCUAAACGAACACAAUCGGUUGAGAGAAAAGCACGGCGUUCCUGCGCUAACGUUGGACGACACUCUAUCCAAGGGAUGCGAAGAGUAUGCGCAAGUUCUAGCCGAAAAAGGAUCACUGGCGCAUUCAGGUGAUGGCCGAAAAUAUGGUGAAAACUUAUGCCUUAGGUCUGAAGAACCUCUUAAAUGUGUUCAAGACUGGUACGACGAAAUCAGAGCGUACGAUUUUGAUAAAGCAGAGUUCAGCCUAGAUACCGGCCAUUUUACAGCAAUGGUUUGGAAGAGUGCAAAACAAAUGGGUCACGGCCAAGCCAAAAGUAAAAAAGGUGUCUACUUCGUGGUGGCAAGAUAUUAUCCACCAGUGAACAUUCUUGGGCAGUUCAAAGAAAAUGUUCCGAAGCCUAUCGAAGACGCUGAGAAUGACGAUGGUAAUGUUACUGCAGUUUGUGCUGCAACAGUUGAAGACAAGUCUUAUAUGGUACAAGCUAACGUCAUUCUAAUCUUGUUUGCUUUGUGUGUCCACCUCACUUAUUAAGGUCAACCCAUUUUUUCUUCCUUGGGCCUGCACCAAACAAAAACUUAAAGUUCACUUAUUCAAAAAAAAUAUUAGUUAAGUUUAAAUUCAUAUGUAUUUUUAAAUAAACUUUGG
This is a messenger RNA of Drosophila elegans, 813 nucleotides long. Its product is annotated as Golgi-associated plant pathogenesis-related protein 1-like. Lineage: Eukaryota; Metazoa; Arthropoda; Insecta; Diptera; Drosophilidae. The record is from RefSeq and is a predicted model, not a curated record. The transcript has 4 exons. Bases 91 to 699 code for a protein of 202 amino acids.